GCCUGCGCACCGCUGCGCUCCUUCCCUCGCAGGCCGGCGCCCUCUGUGUCCCGGUGGUCUGGGACAUGCUGCCUGACUGCCUGUCCGCCGAGGAGGAACGGCGCUGCCGGCAGCUGCUAGCGGGGACCACUGCCCGGCUACGCUCGCGGCCGGCGGCGGCGGCAGUGCUCGUGCCGCUGUGCCUGGUGCGCGGGGUCCCGGCGCUGCUCUACACACUGCGCUCUAGACGCCUGGUCGGGAGGCACAAGGGGGAGGUCAGUUUCCCAGGCGGUAAGUGUGAUCCCACCGACCAAGAUGUAAUACAGACGGCCCUUCGGGAGACUCAAGAGGAGCUGGGCCUAGAGGUGACCAAGGAGCAGGUGUGGGGUGUCCUGCAGCCUGUGUACGACCGGGGAAAGGCAACCAUAGUCCCUGUGCUUGCCAACGUGGGCCCGCUGGAUCUGCAGAGCCUCAGGCCCAACCCGGAGGAGGUGGAUGAGGUAUUUGAGCUGGCUCUGGCCCACCUGCUGCAGACCCAGAACCAGGGCUAUACCCACUUCUGCCAGGGUGGCCACUUCCGCUACACACUGCCUGUCUUCCUGCACGGACCACACCGGGUCUGGGGCCUCACAGCUAUCAUCACUGCGUUCGCCCUGAAGCUGAUGGCCCCUGGCAUCUACCAGCCCUGCCUAGCUGUUCCUGAGCUGCCUAGGGGUUGAGGCCUGCUUGGCCUUUAAGUGCCUCUUUCUUCAAUUGGCCAGAUUACUCCAGAACUGAUUAAAAUAGAGUCUUUGACCACUCUA
Molecule: messenger RNA, 782 nt
Organism: Psammomys obesus (fat sand rat)
Lineage: Eukaryota; Metazoa; Chordata; Mammalia; Rodentia; Muridae
Gene: Nudt8
Product: nudix hydrolase 8
Exons: 4
Coding region: 66-698 (210 amino acids)
Molecular function (GO): coenzyme A diphosphatase activity
Source: RefSeq, a predicted model, not a curated record